Molecule: messenger RNA, 1402 nt
Organism: Cuculus canorus (common cuckoo)
Lineage: Eukaryota; Metazoa; Chordata; Aves; Cuculiformes; Cuculidae
Exons: 8
Coding region: 149-1255 (368 amino acids)
Source: RefSeq, a predicted model, not a curated record
CCGGUGCAGCUCCCAGCACAGCGUGGCGGGCUCCCAGUGCGCCCUUGGGAGCGCACGGCUGAGCCCCGGGGCUGAGCCGUGCCCAUCCCAGCCUCAGCAGCAGCUCGGGGCUGAGCUUUCCCUGGCACCCAUCCUGGUCCCCAGCAGCAUGCCCCGCGGGCGAGCCUGGACGCAGGCGGAGGUCAGCAGCCUCCUGGCGCUGGUGGAGGGCUCGGGAGAGGCCACGCUGCUGAUGGCCUCCACAUCGCGACCCAACGAGGCACUGUGGCGGGAGAUCUCCCAAGGGCUGGCGGUGGCCGGCUACAAGCGCAGCGUGGCCCAGUGCCGCUCCAAGUGGAAGGCGCUCAAGCAGGCUUUCCACUCGGAGCGGGAGACACGACGGAGAGCCGGCUGCCACUCGCCUCGCCUGCCUCCACACUACCGAGCCAUGAAGAGCAUCUGGAAAGCAGCUGGGCGACCCGUCUUUGGCGAGCGGAGAAUGCCAGACCUGGUGAAGCUGCCCCCCAGGAAGCGCAGGUCAACCCUUGCCACCCGCUCUCCAUCCUCACCAGAGCCGCCAGAGCACGACGUUGGCGAAGAUGCCGCAGGUGUGCUGUUGUCCCCGAUACUGCAGUGUGCAAAGGACGAGCCAGAAAGCUCAGCUAGUGGGGACCGUGUCACUGGAGUGCCUCCUGCUCCCCCUGCCAUGCCACACACCAGCCGCUGCUUCUCUCUCCCUCCCCUCCUGGGAACCCACACUGCCCUGAAGCAGGAAAGAGCUGAGCAAAAGCCUGGUUUUCCUGAUGAGGCGUCCCUGGGUAUGGGAAAUGGAAACGAAAUGUUGCCAGUGGCUGCGGCAGCUCAGGGCUCCCCAGGGAUGGCUGCCAUGAGUGAGCAGCAAGCAACAGGAGAAGAGGCAUUGGACACAAGCGUGCAUGGUUCCAGUGUGUCAGGCUUGCUACAGAGCGUCCAGCAGCUGCUGGUGCAGAUCCUGCAGACAUCACGGCAGCAGCAGGCGCUGCUGGAAAGCCUGGCCAGUGACACCGUCUCCCACCUCAACCUCCUCUCCCACAGCCUGGUGCAAGUGGGUGAGACCCUGCACCAGCUCCUGCUCCGGCCACAGGCCUACCCUGUUCCCCUCAGCCAUUACAUUCCCCACGUGCCACUUUUUGAGGGUGAUUCUGGAGUGUCCUGCUCCCCUGGCACUCCCCACAUCUCCCUGGAUCACAAAGAGGAUCCUCAGAUGUCCCCCACCACUGGCUGCACCCUGCCAUGAGUGCCACCAUCCCCAGCCCUAGGGAAGGCGUCUUUGCCAUGCAACCGUGCACAGAUCUUUUUAGAAGAGGUCAAAGAUAUUUUGGAAGUUUAUAGAAGAGACUCAUUUUAAUAAAAUUAAAAAUAGCUUUUGUACCACUGACAACAA